UGACGUUUUUGAUCGAGUUUGAGGGUUAGGAACUGUACAUAACUCAAUAAAGUGCUACCAGGUAAAGAAAUUAGGAAAAUCAACAUAUACGAGUUUACCUAAACUAAUAAAUAAUUAGUGUAACAUUCCAAGGAAUCAACAGCAACAACAUCGUGUUUUUUCACUGUUUUGAUUACGCCGAUUUACCCGCCAUUCAAAAUUAUUUUAAACGAAAUUAGAUAUUGAAUUUUCUGAUUAUAUGAGAACUUCGUGGUUGAGUGUAAAGAAAUUGUAACCGGCAAUUUUUAAAACGUAACGUUGCGCAAUUCUUAGAACGUGAUGUUCUUCCCGUUGUUCUUGUUCUAAUUUUGGUUGUCUUGGAUUUAUUUGUGAAGUACAGUAUAGGUUAAGAUGCUUCGAAAACUUACCAAUUUAAAAUUGAACUUAUACAGUGUUCAUCAGAUUAUUAGACAGUCUUCUCAAGCUAUUACUAAAGCUGAACUUCAAGAUGAUGGAUCUGUUGACAUUUCAGGAUAUAAAGUUGGUACAAGAGCAUAUGGUUUUGAAGUUAAAGAUCUUCAAAAUAUUACGGAAUUUAAUAUUACAGCCCUUCGCCUAAUGCACUUAAAAACUCAAUCGGAAUAUUUGCAUUUAUACCGAAAUGAUAACAACAACGUCUUCUCAAUUUGUUUUCGUACCACUCCAAUGGAUAGUUCAGGUCUUCCUCAUAUCCUCGAACAUACUGUCCUUUGUGGAUCAAAACUUUACCCGGUUAGAGACCCUUUUUUUAAGAUGUUAAAUAGAUCCCUAGCAACAUUUAUGAAUGCAAUGACUGGGUCUGAUUACACGUUGUAUCCGUUCAGUACACAAAAUUUCCAGGAUUUUUGUAAUUUGCAAAAGAUUUAUUUGGAUGCAGUUUUCCGACCGAAUUUAUCAUAUUUAGAUUUUCUACAGGAAGGUUGGAGGUUGGAAAAUGUGAAUCCAGAGGAUCCUAAAACUGAUUUAAUAAUAAAAGGAAUUGUUUAUAACGAAAUGAAAGGGGCGUUUUCUGAAAACGAAAGGAUUUUAGAGCAGAAAGUUCAAAAUUUGAUUUUGCCUGAUCAUACUUAUGGUUAUGUCUCAGGUGGGGAUCCUUUAAAAAUUCCAUCACUGACUUGGGAGGAUCUUAAAAAUUUUCAUAAGAAAUCUUAUCAUCCGAGUAACGCAAGGUUUUAUUCGUACGGGAAUUUUCCUCUUAGUCCAACAUUAAAAUAUUUAGAUGAAACUUAUUUAUCAUCAUAUGAGUACCAAAAUCCAAGUGAAAGUUUGGUGCCUUCUCAAAAACGUUGGGAUGGUUUAAAAAAAGUUCAUUCUGAAGGUAGAUAUGAUAAUUUAGGGGAUGUCUUUGAAAAACAAAAUGCUUUAACUAUUUCUUUGGUGAUGACUGACGUCACAAAUGUUUAUGAAGUGUUUUUAUUGAGUUUUCUCACAGAGUUACUUAUAAAAGGCCCGAAUGCUCCGUUUUACAAAUCGAUGAUUGAACCAAAUAUUUCUGGGGGUUUUAUUCCUUGUACCGGACUAGACACACAACCUAGGGAUUCUAUUUUCACCAUAGGAUUACAAGGAUUAAAAGUAGACGAUUUUGAAACCGUUCAAGAAUUGUUUGAAAAAACAAUUAAUGAUGUAAUCGCCAACGGAUUUGAAUCUAAACACAUUGAAUCGGUUCUACAUCGAUACGAAAUCAGCGUUAAACAUGAAAUGUCUAGUUUUGGGUUGAAUUUAUUGUUUGGACUGAUUCCAACUUGGAAUCAUGGGGGCGACAUCAUCAGUUGUUUGAGAGUGAAUAAUUUGUUGGAUAGAUUGCGUUCAGAUUUAAAGAACGAUUCGAAAUUUUUACAAAAUACCGUCGAGAAAUAUUUCAAAAAAAAUAAUCACAAACUCAUUUUAACUAUGUCGCCUGAUAAAGAGUACGAAUCUAAACUUUUACAACAAGAAAACGAAUUAAUUAAAAGCAAAGUGGCCACAUUAACAGAUGAAAUAAAACAAAGCAUUUAUGACAAAGGAUUGUUAUUAUUAAAAGAGCAAAGUGCCGAACAAAACAAAGAAUUGUUACCUACUCUAACGAUGCAGGAUAUUAACAACGACGUCGAACACGUCCAAACUGAAAAGAUCAAAAUCGGACCGGUUCCAACCCAAAUAAAUAAAGUUAACUCGAAUGGAAUCACUUAUUUUCGCGGAAUAAUCAAUACUUCUCAACUAACCCCAGAACAACACAUGCUUCUACCAUUGUUCUGUUACAUUAUCACAAAAAUGGGAACUAAAACUAUGAAUUAUCGUGAAUUUGACAAUUUAGUUAUGACCAAAACGACCGGUUUAAAUAUAUCAGUUCAUUUUGCUGAAAGCUUGUAUCAAUUACACGUGUAUGAGCCGGGUAUAUUAUUGUCAAGUUAUUGUUUGGAUCAUAAUGUUGAUGCUAUGUGGGAUCUUUGGACUGAAAUAUUUAACUUGACUGAAUUCAAAGAUGUGAAGAGAUUUGAGACUUUAACGCACUUAUACAUGACCAGUAUGACACAAGGUGUUGCUGAAAGCGGUCAUCUUUACGCUAUGCAAUCAGCAGCUGGCUUGGUUUCAGGGGCAGCUUAUCAGAAAGAUUUACUUACAGGGUUACAACAUAUUAGUUAUAUGAGAACUUUAAUGAAAACUAGAAGGUAUGAAUCAAUACUUACCGAGUUGGCUCAGAUUGCAAAGUUGUUGUUUGAUAAAAAUAAUUUAAGGUGUUCGUUAAAUUUGUUAGAAUCAAGUCAAGCAACAAUUGUAGGAAGUUACGAAAAGUUCAUAACAAAAUUACCAGGAAAUAGAUUCGGAGUUCCAAAUGAAACAACAUUUAACACAGGAAAAGUUUGGGCACCAACCGACGCAAUAAACUGUCACCAUCACGUAAUUAACGUUCCAAUCCACUUUUGUAGUAAAGGCAUUUUGACUACUCCAUAUACAAAUGCAGACUACGCUAAACUGCGUGUUUUGGGAAGGUUAUUGUCAGCGAGAUAUCUUCAUCCAGAAUUAAGAGAAAAACGGGGGGCUUAUGGAAGUGGGGCGAGAAUAAAUUCCGACGGCGUUUUUACUUUUUAUAGUUACAGAGAUCCAAAUCAUUUAGCUACGUUAGAUAUUUUUGAUAAGAGUUAUAGCUGGUUACAUAGCGAUUUGAGUAAAGUGACGAAUCAGGACAUUUUGGAAGCUAAGUUAGGCGUGUUUCAAGCUGUUGAUGCCCCUUUAACUCCAUCUAAUAAAGGGAUGAGAGAGUUUUUAAUGGGGAUUAGUCCUGAUAUUUUACAAAGACAUAGGGCGGAUAUAAUGGUCGUCAAUCGUGAUGGAUUAAAAGAUGUUAGCGAAAAAUAUUUGUCGCGGGAUUCACCUUCACAAACUAGUAAAGUAAUACUAGGUCCUAAAAGCGAAAAUUUAAAUACAGCUUCAAGGACGAAAGAACUUUGGACUACUGUUGAAAACGAACAGAUUGGAUAGAUUUGCAAUAGAUUUGUUAUUUAUGUUAUUAAAAUUGUUAAUGUAACUUAUUUUUCUUUUACUUUGAAAAUGUGAGAUUAAAGAAGUACAUAGAACUUAA
Messenger RNA from Onthophagus taurus, 3577 nucleotides. Its product is annotated as presequence protease, mitochondrial. Gene Ontology annotation, biological process: protein processing. Gene Ontology annotation, cellular component: mitochondrial matrix. The record is from RefSeq and is a predicted model, not a curated record. Gene Ontology annotation, molecular function: metalloendopeptidase activity; metal ion binding. Lineage: Eukaryota; Metazoa; Arthropoda; Insecta; Coleoptera; Scarabaeidae.